Pogona vitticeps (central bearded dragon) is the source of this 2501-nucleotide messenger RNA. Its product is annotated as ADP-ribosylation factor-like protein 3. The record is from RefSeq and is a predicted model, not a curated record. Gene Ontology annotation, molecular function: GTP binding; GTPase activity. NCBI's taxonomy places the organism in Eukaryota, Metazoa, Chordata, Lepidosauria, Squamata, Agamidae.
AUCACCUUCAAAUAGCCUUAAUUAGUAUUACAAAACAUCAAGAAGAGUUGCUUCUCCAAGCAGGACUGCUGGGAUGUGAAGCCAUCAGAGAAGAAAAGAGCACCUGCAAAAAAAAGCAUGCAUGAUUGCUGGAUGUAGAUUCUACUCACAAUGCUUCCUUCUGUGCCCACAACUCCUCCCACAUACUUUAUUUAAAAGGAAAGGCCACACCAGCCUCUAUCAUAUCACCCAGAUGGAAACAAUUUCCACUUCAGGUAUGCAAGGCGAGAGGUGCCAAACCAGGUAUAUGCCUCCCUUGAGUUGGGCAGACACGGCAUCCCUCUCCUGUGGCUUCAUCAGGGAGGACUAGAUUGGGUCAGACCAGGGCGACAGCUGGCAGGGGAGAUUUAUCUAGGGUAUUACUGAACACCCUGGGUAAAUAGAGAAACACAAGCUAAUUCUGGGGUUGUAAUCCUCUUCCUUUUCUCUGCUGGAGCCUGGCAUGUCAGUCACGCAGCAGGGACCUAGCUACCACUGGCCCAGGCAGCUUCUGUGCCUGGUUCUCCAGAGUAUGUAGACGGCCUGACCAUGGGUGAAGUGCAGAAGGGACUUCUCUCAGUCAUUCAAAAGCUCAAAGGCUCUGAAGAGCAGGAACUGCGAAUUGUUCUGCUUGGGCUGGACAAUGCUGGGAAGACCACUUUGCUCAAGCAACUGGCCUCGGAGGAAGUCAGCACCAUCACGCCUACACAGGGAUUCAAUAUCAAGAGUGUCCACUCUCAUGGUUUCAAGCUUAACGUUUGGGAUAUAGGGGGACAGCGGGCCAUUCGGGCCUAUUGGAAGAAGUAUCUGGGCAGCACAGAUCUGCUGAUCUAUGUUAUUGACAGUGCUGAUAAGAAACGCUUUGAGGAGACUGGGCAGGAGUUGUCUGAACUGGUAGAAGAUGAGAAUCUCAAUGGCGUUCCUUUGUUGGUAUUUGCCAACAAGCAAGAUCUAGCAACAGCAUCUCCUGCAGCAGAAAUUGCUGAAGGGCUCAAUCUACACACAUACCGAGACCGGGCAUGGCAAAUCCAAGCUUGUUCAGCACUAUCUGGUGAAGGAGUUCAGGAUGGGAUGAACUGGAUUUGCAGCCAGAUGACAAGUCGGAAAAAAUGAGAGCACUGAGUACAGAAAUGACAUUUCAUCUCUUCAGAAUCCCAUACCCACAGAUUCAGUCCUAGUGGGUACAGGAGGUUUACAGGGAUUCCAGGACAAGAGAGGAAAUUUCCUUAAUAUUUUGAGUUGUCUGAAACAUCUGACCCAAAUAGCAACCAACGGUCUCAUCCACACAUAGUCUACAUUGGGAAGCAAGGCUACAUUUUUUAAAAAACCAUCUAGGAAUUAUAACUGUGACAAAGCCGCUAUAUGAAGCCAAGAAAAUCUUAAAAGAAUUUCCAAGCUUAAAAUGAAUAUUGAGCAUAUACUGUUGAGCCUACAAACACUCCAAGAGCAUAAACUCACCUGUCAAUGUAUUAUACAAGAUUUCCAUUGAUUUCACAUGUUACUAUACAGUUGCACUGUUGUGGCUAUUCCAAAGACGCACUUUAAACUUCCAGCCUAUUCAGCUUCUCUUUUCCUUUGGCAUGGGGGCAUAUUCAUCUACUGACAGUUUCUAAGACUCAAUGGCUAUAGAAUUCCCUUCAUUCCUAACUGGAGCAGAAAAUCAGCAAGAAGUCAGCAAGCAAGAUCUUUAGGAGAAAAAUUUUCAUCCAGUGCUUGAUAUCCUGUGCUGUAGAACUGAUCCAGAAGAGUUGCUCCAGAAAAUUUUUAAAGUUCCUGAAAAUAUGGGACAUAAACAUCUCAAUGUACUUCUCUUAUGGAUGAGGGAGGAGCAUUAGGCUUCCCACCAGCCAGGACCAGGAAACAAAAGCUCCAUCCUGCCAAAGUCUUUCUACUUAUGAGGAAUGUGGGGUGGGGGUGGAGAAGCAGGGGAAGAGAUUUAAACCUCCUAAAAUUGAAUAUGCUUUUGCUGGUCAAACAGUGGCUACUACCACAGGGUCCUAUCCUGAAGCUAGCAAAGGAAAAUAAUUAGUGCACCAGCAAAGAAACUGGGCAAAGGUGUUCUUGGACAUAUCCAUUACGCAGGCAUCUAGGAACAAUGCCACAUCCAGAAGCACCCCAGACUAGUACACUUGCUCUUUUGGAUGAAAUGCAAUCCCAUCUAGAACAAUCUCAGGUUAUAUUUUCUACCGACCAAGAUGACAUCUAACUUCUCCAGACUGAAUCUCAGCUUGUUUGACCAAGGUCCAAACUUAGUUUCAAGAUAAAGAUUGCAGGCCUCAAGGUCUAAUUUUUGGACAUCCAUAUUUCUUUCCCCAUGCCCUAAUUUUUGUACCACCUGGUGUAAUAAAAAAAUUCUGGAGAACUUGCAAGCUUACACACUUUUGUAGGUUUUGAUUUGUCAUAAUAAAAGUAUUGUUCAACUAUGGAUUUUGUUUUUCUUUUGUUAAACCUCCAAACCAGAGGUGUAAAACUCAAUUUGUACU